AUGAAUUUGAGACUAGAAUUGACCCGAUUGUUAUCGUUGGCAUAUGUGCUUUCGAGUUCAUUUAUGUUUUGGAUGGGUUUAUCAUUGUUUACUGAUUGCCAUUCACCCAUUGUGGUUGUUCUUUCAGGAUCUAUGGAGCCAGCUUUCCAGAGAGGUGAUAUACUGUUCCUAUGGAAUAAGAAUAAGGUGAAUAAUGUGGGAGAUGUUGUGGUGUAUGAGGUUUCUGGUAAGUCUAUUCCAAUUGUCCACCGUGUGAUAAAACAACACCAAGAUGAAUCUAGUGGAGAACAGCUGUUAUUGACUAAGGGUGACAAUAACCAUGGGGAUGAUGUUCCUUUGUACACGCGUGGGAAGUACUAUCUAAAUAAGAAGAAGGAUGUUGUUGGCACUGUAAAGGGCUAUUUACCUCAACUAGGCUACGUGACGAUAUGGAUUUCGGAGAACAAAAUUGCCAAGUUCGCGCUUCUAGGUGUGCUAAUGCUUUCAUCGUUGAUUAGUAACGAGAGCUAG
Messenger RNA from Kluyveromyces marxianus DMKU3-1042, 510 nucleotides. It is a transcript of the gene SEC11, whose product is annotated as signal peptidase complex catalytic subunit SEC11. Gene Ontology annotation, cellular component: signal peptidase complex; membrane. The coding region runs from base 1 to 510 and encodes 169 amino acids. Gene Ontology annotation, molecular function: serine-type endopeptidase activity. The record is from RefSeq and is a predicted model, not a curated record. NCBI's taxonomy places the organism in Eukaryota, Fungi, Ascomycota, Saccharomycetes, Saccharomycetales, Saccharomycetaceae. The transcript has a single exon.